Nasonia vitripennis (jewel wasp) is the source of this 3573-nucleotide messenger RNA. RefSeq names its product SOSS complex subunit B homolog. Lineage: Eukaryota; Metazoa; Arthropoda; Insecta; Hymenoptera; Pteromalidae. Gene Ontology annotation, biological process: response to ionizing radiation; double-strand break repair via homologous recombination; mitotic cell cycle checkpoint signaling. The transcript has 4 exons. The coding region runs from base 1664 to 2323 and encodes 219 amino acids. Gene Ontology annotation, cellular component: SOSS complex. The record is from RefSeq and is a predicted model, not a curated record. Gene Ontology annotation, molecular function: DNA binding.
UCGUGCUGUCUCUCUCACUCUCACGGCGCCAUUCAAAUUUUAAGCUUGCAGUCGUCAAGUCAGCCGAAUGUCAAUCUCCUUGCUACAUGAAUGUUAUAAAAUUAAAUAAUAGCAGCGUAGAUGUAAAUAAUAAAUAAAUAUUAUAUGUGACGCACUAUGAAAAUUGUAAUAGUGUAUAAUAGUUUAAUUAUUACGUGAUACUUAAAAUUCUUUAUCGUAAAAAACUCAAAUCACAAAACUGAAAAAUCACUAUAAAAAAAAACGAGUAGACAAAAGGUAAAAACGGACACACACACGCAUCCGUACGGACAUUUUCCAAAAAGACCAUUUCUCGACUCAGAAUGCAUCAAAACACACUUCCCACACGUUUUUAGACAAACUCAAAAAAUCACUAUUACAAGGCUUCCUAGGAAGGAAUAAAUUAUAUCUAAAUAAAAUAUCACUUGCUCAUCAAAACCAAAAACCAAUAAAUGCAAAAUUGAAAUCCAAAACCAUCACUAUUUUUGGUACAAAAAAACCAAAUUUCUCGUUAAAAAUGUUUUGUAUAGACUUUUUACCUUGAUAAUCAUCAAAUUAUUUGUUUAUUUCUGCAAUUUUCCUUUAAUUUAUCUACAUCUGAAACUUUUACUAAUGUAUAAAGAUUUUCAUGAAUUUCGGACGUUAUUAUAACCUCUGAUUACUGAAUUUUCACAUUUAUUUACUCUAAUAACACUCGUGAUAAACAGAUUUACCGUAUCUCAUCACUGGGAAAUCUGUGAAAGGUCAAAUCAGGAUUUUUUGCCUUCGAUGUUCCACAAUCGGUGUAGACACAAAGUGCACGUGGAGGCGACAUGCUGACCACGAAAUCUUCUUCGCUAAACACGAUAAACCUAUCCAAAAAAAUCUCACGAAACUAGAACGAUGUACUUCCCUAUUCACUACUAUUAUUUAUCGCUAUUUGUUGCAAAAAAAAUCUGUAAACUGUCGACUACAAUGACCAACAAACACAGAGACUGCGGUAAAGCUCUCUUCGCGCUGUUUACACAGCAGGAUCGAGCGGGAAACUGACAGGAGCUGCGUUUUCGCGGUUUUUUCCUAGUCAGAAAAAUAUGGUUGUCGCAACCAAUACUUUUGUAAAACCUCCUUACACACUCAUUAUUCAUUUUCUUGUCAUUUAUUUACUUUCAUUAUUGUUAAAAAGUAUAUUUUACAUAAUAUACUGCAUGAAUGAUGAAUCGUCUGCUUGUGCGUGCUCAUAUGCGCGCCAAGCUGUAGGAAACUCAUAGGUGGCGCCGCCGAGCGGUUGGGUAACAGAACUAACGGCCUGUUACCCAAGCUUUCGUCCCCCCAUUUUAACCCAGAACCGUUCUUCUAUAGGAAGUCUAUAUUCGUUGGUUGUAUGGCUGUAUUGCACUUGCACCUGAUGGCUGAUCGAUGAGCUUUCGCAAGACACGCAUUUAAUUCGCGUUUACUUUUGCUUUUUUUCUCGGAUACUAGAUCGACUGGCUGAUCUACGUAGAGUUGACGAGAUCGAUCCACUAUCGCGAUCCAUUAGAACAAGAAAAGCGAUUAUUCUACUCUGGAUUUCAUUGAGAGACUACGAGAGCCACGAUAAGGUGUUACGAAGCAAGUUUUGAGAGAAAUACUGAUUUAGCAGCCUAGAGGAAGAGGUGCAGGAGUCGUGAUGGAGUACGUGUUGAUCAAGGACAUACGCCCCGGUCAGAAGAACAUCAACGUGGUGUUUAUCGUUCUCGAGGUUGGCCAUCCCACCAUCACCAAAGAGAACCGCGAAGUUCGAACGUUAAAAGUGGCUGACAGCACAGCGUGCAUGAAUGUAUCGAUCUGGGAUGAGCCAGGAACACUGCUGAUGCCGGGAGACAUUGUAAGACUGACCAAGGGCUAUGCAUCUGUUUGGAGAAAUUGCCUCACAUUGUAUUCGGGUAAAAAUGGGGAUAUACAGAAGAUUGGAGAUUUCUGCAUGGUCAUCAAUGAACAGUUAAACAUGAGCGAACCAAAUCCAACAUUAUCUAAUCAGCUGGUUGGUCAGGGAUCAAGUACAUCUGGCAGCAAUAACUCCAAUAACAAUGGCAAUAAUGGAGCUUCAGUAAGAUCUUCACUGACGACGCAAGCACCGGUGGCCACGACUUCGUCGGCAACCAGCAGCAAAGAAUCCGGCAAAGGUGGUAACGGAGGCGGUAAUUCUUCGCAGAGCACAACGGGUUCUUCCUCGUCCACAACCACAGCGACAACGGCCUCAUCCGGCAAGUCUUCUGGCAGCACAAAGAGCGGACCUCGUGGUCGGGGUAGUUACGGCCGUAACGCCAGUCGCAGUGAGCGCAGAUAACACUCGUCCACCGGCAAGUCAUCUGCUGCCUCUACCAGUAGUCCACCGCCUUCGGACAACUGAAUCAAUCAACGGACGAUCACGCACCGGAAUUUUCUGUAAUACACCCGUUCCCACUGGUUCAUUUUUAUUUCCGAUAGUGUCCUAGGUUUGUAGAUAUCAGUCGAGACGAUGCGUCGAUCUUUUUGUAGAUAUUGGAAUGGAAGUCGACGCAUUUGAUUUUUACGAUUAAUAUGGUUUAUUCAGUUGCGAUCGACUUAUUGGCUGUAGAAUAGUGAUCUUCCAAAUGAAGUUAAUAAGUAUGUCGCGCGGAUCGAUAACGCAUAAUUAUUUGUCUCAUUGUAUGCAGUGUACAAGGCAAAAUCGAAUUUUCACAUUUUAAACAACGUUUGGUGGCACCGGCUCAAAAUAGUUUAAUACACGAGAAAAAACAAAUUCAUUGCAUAAUUUACGACUUUUUAUGCACAGCAUUCACGCUUUUUGGUAAUUUAUUUUCUUGCUUCGCAAAUCUAAUUACAAAUGCGAUCGUCUGUAGCUCGGUUUAAUAGACUUAAGUGAGUCAUGCAAAAUCCUGUGUAGAAGAGCAUUAUGUAUUACGUGAGUUGACUCGAUACAAGCGCGAAUUUUUUCCCUAGAGAGGUAAACUUUGUUUCGUACAUAUAGUCACGAGUCGCCUUCCUCCAGAAGUAUAUGCGACUUUUUAGUCAUGAAUUGCACGUUACGUCGUGCUAUUGUGUUUACCUGUGAGAACAUUGUUCUCUUUUAAUUCACGUAUAUUUUUUUUUCUACUGCUUUACGAUCAUUUUACGGCAUACAUAGUGAUUCUGUAAAAAUAAUGGACAGUAAUACACAUCUAUAUUUUCAUUUGAAAUACUUUUUUGAGUAAGCAUAAUUUACACCCCUUUAAAAUAGAAAAUAUGUAACUUGUAGUGAAAUAGUGGAAAAAUAAACUGGCAGUAACUUCGUGAUACUAUCGUGUAAUAAAUCGCGACCAGAAUAUGGACAAUGACAAACGCAUGAGCGUUACUCACGUAAUUAAUAACUUCGCGAUUAUACUUGGUAUUGGAAACACUAUCUACAGUGUACAGUGCAAAACGAUAUAAGUAGAUUAUAAGUAUAAUUAAUGCAACAAGCCAAACCAGAAUCGCUUGCAAAUAUCGUCACAGACCGUCAAGUAAGAAUAACAAUUUGUGUAAGUUUUGCCAAACGUGUAUAUCAUAGGUUUUAUAAUAAAAUGAAAUUUUUCCCGA